AUGGGAAAGCCAGCCAACUUCGAGACCAUGGAACAGACGAUGAGGGACAAUUUCAACUGCAUUAGAAUAAGGUGCGAAGCACGAUUGGUACAGCAGGUAGAUCGACUAGAAACGAUGAUUGAAGGUAUGGAGGGGAAGAACGAUAUACUUCAAGUGGAAAGUGCGCAGAAUGCCCCCAGGCUAGGCAAUUACCGACUAAAAGCUGACCAGACCAGUCUAAAAAGCUAUCGACAAUUCUUAGAGGCCAAAUUCGACAAGGAUAGACACCGGCAAAACCUUGGAGUUCAAGAAUUCUUGGAGACACCAAUGGGAAAGCGUUGGCAAAGCGCUGGCUCUGUGGUAAUUGUCCUGUCUGGCUGUAACGAACGCGGUAUAGUAACUUUCGAUGAAUCAUGGCUUUCGCCGGUAGCUCGUAUUGUUGCUUUUGGCAAGUGCGAUGAUGAGAAGAGCACUCCUUUCUUGAAUCAUAUUUCAACUACUCUAAAAGAAUCCAGCAGUUACGGACAGGAAAGAAUCCCUAUAGGCACCCCUCUAUAUAUUGCUAAUCUUCAAGCCGAGCCUUUAUUUGUCAUCUUGAAUCGGAUGGAAUUGGGUAAGAUGGUGAGUGAAAGAUCUCUCAUUGAAGCUAUGCUCCAUUUUGAGAGAGAGGCAAGAAGUUGCAGCUUGAUUAACGUCGAUUAUGAGGCUGAGAGCGGUCAAUCCCGCCCGUAA
Messenger RNA from Lindgomyces ingoldianus, 711 nucleotides. RefSeq lists its product as uncharacterized. Lineage: Eukaryota; Fungi; Ascomycota; Dothideomycetes; Pleosporales; Lindgomycetaceae. Bases 1 to 711 code for a protein of 236 amino acids. The record is from RefSeq and is a predicted model, not a curated record. The transcript has 5 exons.